AUGAACGCCAGCUCUGCCCUGGUCCUCCUCGCCUCGCUCCUCGCCGUCCUGGCUGUGGGUGUGGCCGCGCAGGCCCGCGAGGCUGACCUCAGCCCCCGGGAGCAGGUCGAGCAGGUGCAGGAGGCCGAGCAGGCCAACAAGAAGGACAAGCGGGGCCUGUUCGGGCCCGUGUUCGGGUACGACGGCUACGCCCAGCCGGCCGCGUCGCCGUACGCCGUGCCCGUGGCCUACACGGACGCCUACGCCGCCGCACCCUACUCGCAGGCCUACUCGCCCUUCUACGCCGCCUACAAGACGCCGGCGGUGGCCGCGCCGUACGCCCUGGCCGGCGGCUACGCGGGCCACGUCGCCAAGGUGGCGUACAGCCCGGCCUUCGCGGCACCCGCCGCCGCCGCCUACGCCGCCUACACGGACGGCGUGUACUCCAAGGUGGGCGCGUACGCCUUCCCGGCGCCCUACGGCUACGUGCAAGAGGGCUACGUGCAGCCCGCCGUCCACAACGCGUACGCCUACUGA
Messenger RNA from Thrips palmi, 516 nucleotides. Its product is annotated as cuticle protein 12.5-like. The record is from RefSeq and is a predicted model, not a curated record. NCBI's taxonomy places the organism in Eukaryota, Metazoa, Arthropoda, Insecta, Thysanoptera, Thripidae. Bases 1 to 516 code for a protein of 171 amino acids. The transcript is spliced from 3 exons.